AGAUGAAAAGCUGAGUGGAGGAGAAAGACAACGGCGGUCAACAGCGACGGCGACGGCGACUGUUAGUCAACUGCAAUGGCGAAACGGCGAAGCCUGAAGACGACGACGAUCAUUACUCUUCUCCUAUGUCUAGUUGCUUUCUCUACUGUUUUUGCGCCUCUUCCUUCGCCUCCCUAUAAUUCCCUCAAACAACGCAAACAUCAUCACCAUCAUUCUCAUCGUCAAGUUGUUAGUGCUCGGAAGUUUGAAAUUGCUGAUGAUAUGUUCUGGAAAGAUGGAGAACCUUUUCGAAUCAUCGGCGGAGACUUGCAUUAUUUUCGUACUCUGCCUGAGUAUUGGGAAGACAGGCUAUUAAGAGCAAAGGCUUUGGGCUUGAAUGCAAUUCAAACUUAUGUUCCAUGGAAUCUGCAUGAACCAAAAGAGGGUCAACUAGAUUUUGAUGGUAUUGCGGAUAUAGUUUCAUUUCUUGAGCUGUGUCAGAAGCUAGAUUUGCUGGUCAUGCUAAGGCCUGGGCCUUACAUAUGUGCAGAAUGGGAUUUUGGUGGUUUUCCUGCUUGGUUACUUACUAAAGAACCAGCUAUCAGACUGAGAUCAUCAGACCCAGCGUACCUUGCUUUGGUUGAUAGCUGGUGGGGGAUACUGCUUCCUAAAGUUGCUCAUCUUCUUUACCACAAAGGAGGGCCUAUAAUUAUGGUUCAGAUUGAGAAUGAAUUUGGUUCAUAUGGAGUUGACAAAGACUAUCUGCAUCAUUUGGUGGACUUAGCACGGUCACAUCUAGGCGAUGAUCUAAUUUUAUAUACUACAGAUGGAGGCACUAGAGACACUCUCACCAAAGGAACAAUACGUGGAGAUGCCGUCUUUUCAGCUGUUGAUUUUUCAACUGGAGAGAAUCCUUGGCCAAUAUUUAAGUUGCAAAAGGAAUUUAAUGCACCAGGAAAAUCACCACCCCUUUCCGCAGAAUUUUACACCGGUUGGCUUACCCAUUGGGGAGAGAAUAUUGCUAAGACGGAUGCAACUUCUACAGCAUCUGCUCUGGAAAAUAUUCUGUCGAGGAAUGGCUCUGCUGUGCUUUAUAUGGCUCAUGGUGGAACCAACUUUGGAUUUUAUAAUGGUGCAAAUGCUGCUCAGGAAUCCGACUACAAUGCUGAUCUUACAUCCUAUGAUUAUGAUGCUCCUAUUAGUGAGUCUGGCGAUGUGGAUGGUGCAAAGUUCAAAGCAUUGCGGGGGGUUAUAGCCAAGUACAGUUCAGGUUCUCUCCCUCCAGUUCCUUUGAAUAAGAAAAAGACAGGAUAUGGUCGUAUUCGAUUAGAAAAAACAGCAUCUUUAUUUGAUGCACUGGACAGUAACACACACAUCAAAGCUAUCGAAUCUGAGAACCCAAUUUCAAUGGAGGCUGCAGGCCAGAUGUUUGGAUUCUUAUUAUAUGCCUCUGAAUACGUAACGGAGGGUAAUGGGAGCAGUUUGUUUAUACCAAAGGUGCAUGACCGAGCGCAAGUGUUUGUUACAUGCAUCUCUGAAGAUCAAAGAGAACAACCACAUUAUGUUGGCACAAUCGAUAGAUGGUCAAAUAAACAUGUUAAUCUUCCUAACGCUGAAUGUGCUUCCAGAAGUAGAUUGUUAAUUCUGGUUGAAAACAUGGGUCGUGUGAAUUACGGGCAGUACUUGUUUGAUAGCAAAGGCAUCCUGUCUACUGUUUACUUAGAUGGGAAACCUCUGCUCAAGUGGAGAAUGCUACCAAUUCCUCUUAACAAUUUGAAUGAAGCCCAGAAGAUCAAUCCUGUUUUCGACAGGGCAUAUCCAAAUUUCGAUGGAGUUUCUACCCGUAAAAGCCUGAAAAGCAGCCUGGGGGUGCAUUCAAAAGAACCAGCUUUCUAUUCUGGUAGUUUUGUUGUCAAGGAAGUAAUGGACACAUACAUGUCUUUCAAUGGCUGGGGUAAAGGGGUAGCAUUUGUCAAUGGCUUCAAUAUCGGGAGAUUCUGGCCGUCUUUUGGACCCCAGUGUAACCUCUAUGUCCCUGCUCCGAUUCUCCGGCGUGGAAAGAACAUCUUGGUGAUACUCGAGUUAGAAAGUCCGGAAGUUGAGCUAGUGGUAAACUCAGUUGACCAGCCAGACUUCACUUGCAGUUCCAAACAUUUUGAGGGCAGGUCAGCUAUAAAUUAACCAUUCGAUCUUCAUUUCCGACCACAUCGAAAUAUCAAUUAAAAGGUAUGAUCAUGUACCCUUUUACGAAUUUAUUCAGCACUUCUGCAUUUUCUAAUCAAAUUACGGAAACAAUAAACAUUAAUAGCAGACUACGGGCUGUUUGGUUGGUUUUCCAU
This is a messenger RNA of Cynara cardunculus var. scolymus (artichoke), 2318 nucleotides long. RefSeq names its product beta-galactosidase 17. Gene Ontology annotation, biological process: carbohydrate metabolic process. Bases 76 to 2160 code for a protein of 694 amino acids. The record is from RefSeq and is a predicted model, not a curated record. Gene Ontology annotation, molecular function: beta-galactosidase activity. The transcript has 19 exons. Lineage: Eukaryota; Viridiplantae; Streptophyta; Magnoliopsida; Asterales; Asteraceae. Gene Ontology annotation, cellular component: vacuole.